UCUGCAUCCAAACCCCCCUCCCCUCACAACCAACACCCCCCCCCAUUUCCAGUUCUGGAGGCGAUACGCUGUCCUCUUGCCUUUUCGUCCCGAAACUCUUUUUUUAUUUUUAUUUUUUUUCCCUCCCUUCUGGCUGUACCGCCCCCCCUUUUCCCCCGCUGCAGAUCCGCCCGAGAGAUGCAUGGCCGAUUCCACUCCUGUGUACUUGCACUGACGGACGACUACUAAUUCUGCGACCGGCGGUGGAGGGGAGAAGCGUUAGGGGACCUCCCCAGCAUGAAGACUCCUCCGCUUCCAUCGCCGGCCAAGGCACCCUCGCCUGUGGCCGCGUCUCAUACACAUCUACGGCGCCCGUCUCGACAGGACUUGGAGAGCCCUGCUGUUUCGAAUCUGGACGGACCCGUGGCCGGAGCCCAGGAUGUCAGGUCCCCCCUCGCUUAUCGACAGGACAUGAAUGUGUCGACCCCGAUGCUCGAGCAGGACUUUGACAGCCGGAUCGACGGUCCCGACAGGGUUGCGGAUAAGAAGAAGCAGGACACCGAUGCGCGGACGUUGGAAGAGCUACGGAGACGGAUGGAGGAGACUCUCGUCUAUCAACAGUCACUGCAAAAAUCGUACACGUUUCCGAAUCGUGAUCUGUCGUCGCCCGAGUCGUCGGAAAGGAAGAGCGGCGGUUCAUCACCAACAUCACCGUCUCGCGCACUGCCCUCGUCGGAUGCUCAAUCGUCGAAUUCCUAUGCGGACUCCGUCGGGUCGAGUAAUACGGUCAGAGCCACGACCCCGUUCAAGACGCCCAAGGAAUGUCCGACGCCGUCCUACCCUUUCCCAGUCAUGAAUGAUCGUGAAGCUCAUCUACAGGAACCGUUCACUCUGGUUUUCCCCGGUAGCAAUCUGAAAUCUAGGUCGAAGAAGGGAGAAACCGCUGCCCCGUUGACAUCGGUGCCGCGCAACGUGUUUCUUCCGCCGGGCGCGACGACCGUGGCGGAGGAUCCCUCGUACCCGAGUCCCAGUCUUUACGACGUGACGCUGAAAUUGAAUUCGGACCCAGGCUUGGAUGCGUGGUGGACUAAUGUCGUGGACAUCCUACAGACACAUUAUGGCGCGGAACGGGCAACGCUUGCCGUCCCGGGUGAUUUGACGGACCUCGAAAACAUACCGUGGGGCCAGAAAGCGACCUUCAACCCGGAUGGAGUUCACCAAGAAGACAGUAACCCGGUUCCUGAGCCGUCGGUCGAUCCCCGAUCUGCAAGCGCCACUCUCUCCCAAGUGGAAUCGAUCAAGAAACAGGAAGACUCAGUGUCUCCCUUGAAGAUGAAGGCAGUGGGUUCUGGAUCGACGGCCAAACGGCCUCCCCUCGCAGCUCGCCAUUCUUUUGCAGGAUUUGGAAAGGAUGGGAAGACGACCGUUUCCCGCGAUUUCGAGCGACCCCGUGCAGCAUCUCGGGCACAUAGCAGUUUAGCUCGUGCGCCUGCGCAUGGCAACGGCACCGAUGAUAAGUCCCUUGGCGGCGCGGAGGUGCCUGGCACGCAGCCAUAUCAACCAAGGGACAGCCCGAUUACCCAGAACUCUCCACUGGUCGUCUUCCCGAUACCCAGAGCCCUCGAGGUCGAGCCCGACCCGCUCAUCAAGCGGACUGGCGUGGUCAGGCUGUUCGGUCGUACAAAACCAGCAGUCCUGACACGCGAGUAUGCCCACGAUCCGGCGGGGUCUCCCCGCGGUCAGGGAGAGUCAAUACCGCAGACGCCUGACGAUAAAGAUCAGACCACGCCGGCUGCUGAACCCCCAAGAGAUGUCCCCAAGACACCAACACGAUCCACGCACCCACGUCCUGGAGCCGGAUCGAGUCUCAAUCCCCAUGCCGCUCUUCACUCGAAGAAUGCGCACCUUCGGGGGAACAGCCUGUCGUUCUUGUAUCCCGACGACGUCUAUCGACAUACUGAACUUUACGAAGAAUAUGAACAGGCGCCCCCGUCUCCCUGGUCCCAGUCUCCGGCACCUUCCCCUGCUCCUAAGUUGCAUCCUGAGCAGAAUCCGUUCUUUUCUACCCACACAGUCGAUGAGGAAGCUUUUGCGCAAAAUCCUCCGAAGCACGACUAUUCCAAAGUGGAACCUCUUGAGGCUAUCGGGGUGGAGGAGCGAUCCAAGUCAGUGGUCCAUAUUCCUCUUCUCCAUACAACAUCAUCGAAACAGGAAUCUCCUAUGACGUUGAGAUUCCCCGUCGCAAUCAUAUCGUUUUUGUCACCAAUCGUCCCCUAUCCGGCGAAUUUGAGACAAUCUCUCACGUACCUUAUGCCUCACUUGACCGCGUCUUUCUGCCUGGCGCAACAGUACAGUCAGCUCGAAAGGCAGAUCUCUGUCGGCCCUGAGAACCCGCGCUACGGCCAUCUUCUUGGUCUUGGUGGAACGUUCUCUGAUGCAAGCAGCGAGUUGGAGCUCGUGGCUGGUCUCAGCGGGCACGUGAACUAUGCACUUACUGAUGAAGGUUCACUGUCUGCUCGCGCAAGUCUCUCAACUCCAGAUGACGGCUUGACAAAGAUAAGCCCAGCGAUGUCGACUUCUGGCACGCCUGCCUUUGAGUUGAACAAUUCCAUGUCAGCGGAUGGGUCGAACUUCACCUCUUCCUCUGCUCCCAAGCAGAGUAAUGAGACAAUCGAUAGCUACUUCAACAUCGUCCAGACGAACAGUCCCCAAGGGGCCCCUCCCACGCAAACCCGGUCGAAACCCGCUAGAUCCAAGCAGAAUAUCUCAUCGAGCCCCACAUCGCCUGUAAGAGCUAGAGCGAGGAGCGGUGGCGGUGUCGAAUUGCUCGCCCCUCACGAUACAGGUCUUCCUUCGUUAUCUAAUGCGUUGGACGUCAGGCCUCCUCCCGGUGUUGCGGCGCCGUCAGCAACAUCGCGCAAUCAGUCUACAAACUCACUUAUGGCACAACUACAGCGCGAUAUCCAGCGACCAUUCCCAGACACUAUUGCGCAAUUAAUGCUCAACUCGGUGCCUCUUCAUCUGUUUCUUGCCAAGCCCCAGUCGGGUGAAGUUAUAUGGACCAAUGCGAAAUUCGACGCUUACCGAAGAAGCCAACCACACGAGCAGCGAGUUAGGGAUCCUUGGCAGAAUAUUCACUCGAGUGAACGGGAGCAUAUUUCGAAAGAAUGGCAGAAGGCCCUGCGUACUGGCUCGCAGUUCACAGAGAGAGUCCGGGUUAAGCGAUUCAACGAUGAAGCCGCCUAUCGCUGGUUCAUUUUCCGUGCAAAUCCUCUGCUUUCAGGAACAGGAGAGUUGCUCUACUGGAUUGGCUCUUUCCUUGACAUUCAUGAGCAACAUAUUGCGGAAUUGAAGGCUACUCAGGAGAGAGAGAGAUUCGCGACGGAUGCUAAAUACCGGGCUCUAGCGAAUUCCAUCCCGCAAGUUGUCUUUGAGGCUGCUGAGCACCGCGGCCUCAUCUCGGCCAAUGAGCAAUGGCAUCUGUAUACCGGACAGAAAAUUGAAGAUGCUAUGAACCUAGGGUUCACAAAGCAUAUCCAUCCUGAUGACCUGGAGAAAUGUGGUAUAAUCGCUCUCGACCAGCCUGAUCUCCAGAAGAGGGUCGCGGGAACUUCAGAGUCAGCGUCCACAGACGAAGAUGUGGAUACGGACAAGUCCACUAAUCAUCGUUUCGCGCGCGGCGUGACUCCAGCCCUCGAUGAGCUGGUGAGACGCGGAGUCGUCCAGGUUCAGAAAGACGAGAACGGCCGCGUAUUCUACUCGACGGAAAUUCGACUUCGUUCAAAGGGAGGCGAUUUCCGCUGGCACCUCGUUCGGUUGGUGAAAGUCGAGACCAACUUCGGGAACAGAGAAGCUUCCUGGUAUGGGACGUGUACCGACAUCAACGAUCGCAAGCUGUUAGAGCGCGAAUUGAACAAAGCGAUGCAGCAGCUCAAUAAGGAAAUGGAGUCGAAGACCAAGUUCUUUAGCAACAUGUCCCACGAGAUCAGAACUCCCCUGAAUGGAAUUCUGGGUACUAUCCCAUUCAUCCUGGAUACCCAGCUGGACAAUGACCAGAGACGAAUGCUCGACACUAUCCAGAACAGCUCCACGAACUUGAGGGAGCUGGUUGAUAACAUCCUCGAUGUCUCUCGUGUCGAGGCUGGAAAGAUGAGCUUGGUUAACGCAUGGUUCCAUGUCCGGUCGGUCGUUGAGGACGUGAUCGACACCAUCGCAUCAAGAGCGAUCGAUAAGGGUCUCGAGAUUAACUAUCUGAUGGACGUCGAUGUUCCAGCUAUGGUCAUUGGAGAUAGAUUUAGGAUUCGACAGGUUCUCAUCAACCUCAUGGGUAAUGCCGUCAAAUUCACGUCGUCAGGGGAGAUCUACACGAGGUGUUCCAUCUACAGAGACCCUUCCGUGCCUCUCAGAUCAAGUGAGAUUCUGCUGUACUUCGAGGUUGUGGAUACUGGCAAGGGCUUCAGCGCAGCAGAUGCUGAGCGUCUGAUGCAGAGAUUCAGCCAAAUUGGAGGCAGCGGUUCGCAGCAACAUGCUGGCAGUGGACUUGGCUUGUUCCUGUCUAAACAACUGGUUGAGAUGCAUGGGGGCAAGUUGACUCCUAGUAGUAGGGAAGGACAGGGAGCCAAAUUCUCCUUCUACGUGAAAGUGGAUGCGCCUCCUCCGCCUACGCAAGACGAGCCGCCACUUACACGGCAGUCAUCCAGUCUCUCCGAAGCACCUACAGCUGUCUCAAACUCGAGUCCUAAGCAGAGAAUCCCCCUGCUGUCUAAGGAUUCAGGCGAUUCUAAAACUGAUCUUCAGGAACUCUCGCCAACUCAUGAGGCUCCAAUGAAGUCUCCAGGCAUUACCGUGACUAACCAUCAGUCAGAAGGCUCUUCCGCCGUUCAGACUCCCGAGUUGCAAGCCCUCGAACCUCCCAUCAAGAUGGAUGGUACUCCCAAAGAAGGCAUUCUUGAUUCGUCAGAAUCCUCUGGUCGUGAGAGGACAAGGUCGCUGGCAUCAACGAGUGGUGACACCAUUAGGCCAACGCCAAGUAGCUGGAUGGAGUCUACUCUGCUAAAGAAUGAGACUCGGGAUUCCUCGUCAGGGUCGCCUCUCCCGGCUUCCUACUCGGUCAUGAUAAUCUGUCCUCUCGACAACGCCCGCGAAGCUGCCAGACAACAUAUCGAGCAAGUCAUUCCCCAUGAGAUCCCGUCCACGAUAACCACUCUACCGGACGUAGAAGACUGGAAGGACCUGGUAAAUGCGGGCGACUGCCCUUCUCUGACCCAUCUAGUCCUUAGUCUGCCAUCGGUAGAGGAUGUCUUCGAGGUCAUGCAGUACGUACUGCAGGGCGAAAAGGACGAUGUCCCGGCUAUCGUUAUCAUGUCGGAUCUCUACCAGAAGCGGCAGAUCAACUCAAAGAUCGAGGAGCUCAUUGCGGCAGACAGGAAGGUGUACACAGUCCCAAAGCCGGUUAAGCCAUCUGCAUUCUCGAGCAUCUUCGAUCCGGAGAACAGACGCGAUCUGAGCAAGGAUCGUAAUCAGGAUAUGGCCAGAGAAAUCAACAAUAACUUCAAGACUAUGUCUAAGAUUGUGAAAGAAGUUAUUGGAAACAAGGGCUACAGAAUCUUGCUCGUCGAGGACGACGAGACUAAUCGCAUGGUUAUGUUGAAGUAUCUCGAUAAGAUCAAGGUUGUCUCUGAGACGGCUGGAAACGGUGAGGAGUGUACUGAGCUGGUCUUCUCGAAAGAACCCGGGUACUACUCCUUGAUCAUUUGCGACAUUCAAAUGCCCGUCAAAAAUGGUUACGACACUUGUCGGGAGAUCCGCGCGUGGGAACAAAAGAACCACUUCCCCCAGAUUCCGAUAAUGGCGCUCUCUGCGAAUGCUAUGACGGAUCAGAUCGAUGAUGCCGCACGUGCCGGUUUCAACGACUAUGUGACGAAGCCGAUCAAACAUAAUGAACUCGGCAAGAUGAUGAUGGGAUUGCUGGAUCCCUCAACGCCUCAGGUCUUGCUUCGGGAUCGUCGUCGAACUCGACAUGACAUCCAACGUAGUACCUGAAACAGGAAAAAAAGAACAUGCAGUCUGGUUAUUGAUUCAUCUGUGAUUCG
This is a messenger RNA of Paecilomyces variotii, 6071 nucleotides long. RefSeq names its product sensor histidine kinase/response regulator. The coding region runs from base 277 to 6021 and encodes 1914 amino acids. The record is from RefSeq and is a predicted model, not a curated record. Gene Ontology annotation, biological process: phosphorelay signal transduction system; protein autophosphorylation. The transcript is spliced from 3 exons. Gene Ontology annotation, molecular function: histidine phosphotransfer kinase activity; phosphorelay sensor kinase activity. NCBI's taxonomy places the organism in Eukaryota, Fungi, Ascomycota, Eurotiomycetes, Eurotiales, Thermoascaceae.